CUGAAGUGGCAUUGCCGCCAGAGGAGGAGGCGGAGGCACCUCCGGCCGGCCGCGGAACCCCGCUAUCCCGCAGCCAUAGCCCCUCAAAAGGCUUGGGAGGUAGUCAAGGGUCGGGACCUGGACGCGGAGGCCCCGCCGCGACAGCAGCAGCCAUGGAGGACGAGAUGCCCAAGACGCUGUAUGUUGGUAACCUUUCCAGAGAUGUAACAGAAGCUCUAAUUCUCCAGCUUUUUAGCCAAAUUGGGCCUUGUAAAAACUGCAAAAUGAUUAUGGAUACAGCUGGAAAUGAUCCCUAUUGUUUUGUGGAGUUUUAUGAGCAUCGUCAUGCAGCUGCAGCACUAGCUGCUAUGAAUGGGCGGAAGAUAAUGGGUAAGGAAGUCAAAGUGAAUUGGGCAACAACUCCCAGCAGCCAAAAGAAAGAUACAAGCAGUAGUACCGUUGUCAGCACACAGCGUUCACAAGAUCAUUUCCAUGUCUUUGUUGGUGAUCUCAGUCCAGAAAUUACAACUGAAGAUAUAAAAGCUGCUUUUGCACCGUUUGGAAGAAUAUCAGACGCCCGAGUGGUUAAAGAUAUGGCAACAGGAAAGUCUAAGGGAUAUGGCUUUGUCUCCUUUUUCAACAAAUGGGAUGCGGAAAACGCCAUUCAGCAGAUGGGUGGCCAGUGGCUUGGUGGAAGACAAAUCAGAACUAACUGGGCAACCCGAAAGCCUCCCGCUCCCAAGAGUACAUAUGAGUGUAGGUGUAUUGGAGAAGAAAAGGAACGUACCCUAGCUUUUAAAUGUGAGCUGUUCCGGAGACUUAUUGCAGAAAUAGAUGAGAAGCAAAUCAAGACUACUGUGCAAAAAUCAAACACCAAACAGCUGUCCUAUGAUGAAGUGGUCAAUCAGUCUAGUCCGAGCAACUGUACUGUAUAUUGUGGAGGUGUGACGUCUGGGUUAACAGAACAACUAAUGCGUCAGACUUUUUCACCAUUUGGACAAAUAAUGGAAAUUCGAGUCUUUCCUGAUAAAGGAUACUCAUUUAUCCGGUUUAAUUCCCAUGAAAGUGCAGCACAUGCAAUUGUGUCUGUGAAUGGUACUACCAUUGAAGGUCAUGUUGUGAAGUGCUAUUGGGGCAAAGAGACUCUUGAUAUGAUAAAUCCUGUGCAGCAGAAUCAAAUUGGAUAUCCACAAGCGUACGGCCAGUGGGGCCAGUGGUAUGGAAAUGCACAGCAAAUUGGCCAGUAUAUGCCUAAUGGUUGGCAAGUACCUGCAUAUGGAAUGUAUGGGCAGGCAUGGAAUCAACAGGGAUUUAAUCAGACACAGUCUUCCGCACCGUGGAUGGGUCCAAAUUAUGGAGUGCAGCCACCUCAAGGGCAGAACGGCAGCAUGUUGCCUAACCAGCCUGCAGGGUAUCGAGUGGCGGGGUAUGAAACCCAGUGAGCAAGGACUCCAGAAUCGAAAGCUACAUGCAGUGUAGUAAAGCCUUGUUUACUUAAAGAUUUAUCAAAUCAGUCAGUGCAAAUGUCAGAUACAAUGUAUUUAUUUAAAAGAUCCAUUUUUUAAUCAUGAAAUUACUUAUCCACAUUGUUUUAAAAAGAAACAAGAUGCUGGAUGUCUGCCAAUUUUUGCCUUCAUUACCUUUUUUGAUAAAGUUUCUCAGAUCCUUGUUUCAAAAAAAAUGCAGGGAUUGCUGCCACUUUUUAAAAUUAAGAGGCAGAAAAUUGCACAAUGUUGAACUUUUCUCCACUGAAGUAGUGUGCAGUUCUAGUUUGCAUUCCUGAUAGGACGUAAAACAUGUAAGACACAGAUGUACAAAGAAGAAGAACCAAACCCGUGUGCAGCGUUUGGAAGUGGCUUGUUACCCUCCUCUGUGCGCACUUGUGUUUUAGGUUAAAGAAAAAAGGCGUCAUUUGAACUGUCCCAUCUCUACUUUUGAUCCCCUUGGGGUUUUUUUAAUGUAAAUUAUUAGUUUACAUCAUUUUUGUAUCUACAUUUUUUCACAAAUUUGUCUUGCCUUAUAAAUAUUCUGUAAAAUACACUUAAAAGAUGAUGUUCACUUAAAUUGAAAACUUUUCUCAGAUGGAUUGAUAAUUGCAUUCAUUUUGUGUUUUAUAUGAGAAGGUGCCUCAAGAAUUCCCUGUUGGAUUUGUUGAAAGGAUUUUUAUCUUCUGUGAUAAACUUUGCUGUGUACCAGGAAAUCUAAAAACAAAAACUUGUUACUAAAGAAUAUCUCUGAAAUGUGAUAAGUUCUUAUGAACCCAUGUUAAUUUCAUGUGUCAGCGUCUACAUUUAUGUGUACUAUUUCAGUAUGUAAAAUGUUUUAGCAAUUUAAUAUUUUGCACAAUUAGCGAACUUUGUAUGUUGUUUCCUUCUUAAAGGUGUCAUGCAGAGUUGACAUGAGAUUUAUAAGGUUUUAAGUUGUUUGCAUGUGAAUAUCAAAUACACACUUUGGUAGUCUUUGAAUACAAAGUCAUCUGCUCUUGUUUUUCAAGAAUUUUGAGACAUAAAAUUAUAUGUAAAAGAAUAUAUUAAUUUGCCAUUUUCUAGUUAGAUUUACUCAAAAGGAGCAAAUCAACUUAAUUAUAUUAUGUACAAAUGGUAGCUGUGAAACUGUGGACUAUCCGUGUAUCAGACUUAGGGUUCUUUGUGAACUCUUAUUUAAUAUUAGCCUAAAGGACCAGCCGGGCAAAGCAUUUAAAAAUGUUCAGAGGCCAAAAACAAACAAAAACACUUAAAUCCUACCUCCUUAAAGAGCCUUCAAAGAGGAGAGAAUCCUCAGUGCAAUCGUUACUUUAUUGUUUUGGUACCUGUUUUCCCGGAGUUCCCGCUUUUAUCAUUUUGGGGUGGCUCCGAACAUUAAGAGGUUUAAUCUUUGAUGGCGUUGUUCAAGUUUUGACAUUUCUAGUACAUUUCAGUCUUUUUAGAAGAGUUGUGGAAAGUUUUGUUUUGUAUUUUCAGUGAAGGUCACAAACUAGCUUCCAUACUUAGAUGUUUUCUUGUUGUUUAAGACCUUCAAAUAACUCCCAGCAUUUUAUUUAGGAAAAGAAAAAUGCCUGUGGAAUUUUAGGGUUUCCUGCCCUGUAUCUUCCAGGUGGGAGCAAAGGACUCGAAACUGGCCUCUAAGCCAAUACACUUAUUUCUAAGCCAGAGCCCAGGAAGGACAGCUCACAAUGUGUAAUUCUCUGGAGCUCAAUUCUAUGCAGUUGUGCUGAUGUUUCAUUAAGUCACUGUGUAUUUUGUGUUGGUACAUUAAAAGUUGUUUUAUGGAAGUUAAGUAAAUUUUUUUAAUACUUAGAAAUUUUAUUUCCUUAUUAACUUUCACAAAUCAGGGCAUGCAACCAAAAGCAGCUUAAAUAAAAUACUCUUUAAAAAUUAAAUAUCAGGAAGCUAUUUUUAGCUGACUUAUGUUUCAAUUUUAGACUCCUCAUUAUUUUCUGUUACUCAAAAGUAUUUUUAUUUCCUGAGCAUCUUAUAGACUGCAGGGUAAAUUAUUUGGGUAUAAAUAAUUUAAGCAAAAGCAUAAUUUUUCUUUUAUUUUGGCUAUCAAGAAUUAACACUUUUUAUUAGCCAGUAUAUUUUCAUAAUGCACAAAUAUGAAAAUGUACAUUAACUACUUGAGAAGAUUAUAAUGUCAUUACUUAUGAUGGAAAGGUUACUACUGAACAGAUUCUCAUUUCAGGAACAGAGCUAACUUCUAUUUAAACUUUACUCUUAGUGUUGAGACAAUUCAUCUAAAGAUUUUUUCAAAACUCAUACUGGUGUUAGUAUCAGGUAAGGAAAUUAUUUUUUCUAAAAUUGCUUCAUUCUCUGCAAUAUGCUUUCAGAUUUUUCUUUAAGAUACUUCUGGUACUGUAAAGAACCUAAAGUAAUUCACAUUUAAUGGUCAUUAAUCCAGUAUCCUUUAUCCUGACUGUUUGGAUAUUAAAGUUCCUUUAUGUUUUCUAUA
Messenger RNA from Echinops telfairi (small Madagascar hedgehog), 3927 nucleotides. RefSeq names its product TIA1 cytotoxic granule associated RNA binding protein (gene TIA1). Gene Ontology annotation, molecular function: mRNA binding. Gene Ontology annotation, cellular component: cytosol. Lineage: Eukaryota; Metazoa; Chordata; Mammalia; Afrosoricida; Tenrecidae. The record is from RefSeq and is a predicted model, not a curated record.